UCAGGGUCUUUUUCCAGUGCAAUGGCAGUGGCUGGUGCAGUUCGUGAGAAAAUUACCGAACAAAAAGAAAAAUACUGUUCUUUUCCGACAAAAAUUGACAUUGCACGAAAACUGAAAGAUGCUGGCGAUCUGUUGAUAUACAAAAGAUUCGAAGAUUGUCUAGAUUUGUGCCAGGAGGUAGUAGAUGAAGUAAACAACCUGGGAAGUGGGGAGAGCAGCAGCAUUUACCGUGAAUCUUGCUGUAUGCUAGCAGUCCAGGCGUAUGCCGAGUUAAAUAAAUGGGAAGAAGUGCUGCCUUACGUGACAGCUCUGUAUGCUGGGAUAGAAGGCUGCCCUGCCAGAAUUGUACAGUUGUGUAUACUGCUUCACAGUAGGGUCCAGGACUUCACCACAUGUAGUGCUAUAGCCAGUAUAUGGCUGAAACUUCCAGAAAACCACAAAGACCCUCUGUAUGCUGCCAUGGCAGACACUUUGGUCCAGUUUGUAUUAGUACCCCAAGGACGCUGGGACAGCAUUGAGCCCUUCUUGAACACAUGUCUGGGAUUAGAGAAAACUCAAAAAGAAGGUCUACUGUCUAAGUAUCAGAAGAGAAAACAAGUCUUAGAUAGAAGGAAGGCACAGGAGGAAGAAGACAGGGAAAAGAGCACUUUUAAGCAGCAGGACCCCCGCAGUAAUGUGCUGGAUGUGGCUAACAGUGCUACAUUGUCCCAACAUGUGAUAAUACAGUUAUGGAAGUACCUAUAUCACAGUAGACCUACUCUACCCAUGGUGCUGGUUAUUGCUGUGAUCAUGACUGCAGUACUCGUAAAGAGAUGCAACAAAGGUAGUGGGUGGACCAAGCCAGGGAAAAUGUUCAUUUCUUUUGUGGCUACAAUCUGGAGGAGACUGUUUGCACCAUACCACCUGGCCAGGUGAUGUGGUAUAAAGACUGGCACCACCUGGCCUGGCGACGUGGUAGGACUGGCACCACCUGGCCUGGCGACAUGGUAGGACUGGCACCACCUGGCCUGGCAACGUGGUAGGAAGACUGACACCACCUGGCCUUGCGACGUGGUAUAAAAACUGGCACCACCUGGCCUGGCGACGUGGUAGGAAGACUGGCACCACCUGGCCUUGCGACGUGGUAGGAAGACUGGCACCACCUGGCCUGGCGACGUGGUAUGAAGACUGUCUCAAGCAGAUCAAGCUCCAAAUUGACGGAACAAGAUGCAUCUUGCAAGAUAGAACACUCAUUUAAGCAGAGAGGAUCUUAUAAAUCAUAGCAGUUAGAAAUAAAUUUAGGUAUAUUGCAAGUUUGCAAGCCUGAGUAGGUAUAAAACACACAAACAAUCCGCAUGGUUUGUUGCUCAGCAUUUGGGGAAUAAGAUUUCCAUCAGUAUCUGGAUUUCAAAUGGACAUUUAUUUUUUGAGUUUGCUUAACAUAUUAUGGGCGGCCAAAAGGGCAAAAAUCCAAGACGUCGAUUCAGUCAUGCUUCAUCGAUUCAGUCAUGUUUUGUCAAUUCACUGCCUUUCCAUCGAUUCAGUUUCGAGUUUAAACAAGCCUAUCAUAAAUUCAAUAUCCAUUUUCUUCAAUUUAAUUGUCAAACAUUUCUCAUCUACAGUGACUAUUUUCGUCAAUCGCCUAACUAUUUUCGUGGAUCCUGUCACGUCACUUCAUCAUUCAUCAAUCGAUCACGAGAGGGUGAGCAACUGUCUCUCACAUUUGUAUGUCUAACUAGUAACGGGUGAGCAACUGUUUCUCACAUUUGUAUGUCUAACUAGUAAGGGGUGAGCAACUGUUUCUCACAUUUGUAUGUCUAACUAGUAAGGGGUGAGCAACUGUCUCUCACAUUUGUAUACUUUCAUUCCUUGGUACAGUUGUGACCUAUCCUUGAAGAUUUCAUUAAAUGUGUAAGUAAUUAAUUACUUCAUUAACUAUUUAAUUAAUUAAUUACUAGUUAAUGAACAGAUUAUCACCAGUCUCAUCAUUUCCUUGGACCAUCUGUGACCCUUCCUAAAAAUUUCACCAAAAUCCAUCUGUGCACAGACCAAAAAAAAAAAAAAAAAUUAUGUCUGAGAUAUAAAAUACAAACAGUUUCAGCUGUUAAUGGUGAUCAGUUAUCAGAUUUUUAGAAACAUUUUGAAAUCAUUAAAAAAAAUUUCUACAUGUGCUGCAUUCGUUGUGCUUUUAUGGUAAAGAGUAGAACCGUAAGGUAGCGUACAUUUCAAUUCUAUUGCUACCUGAAACAGUUAGAAUGUAAUAAAUUUUUAGAAUUUAUGAUGUUAGAAAAACAUGGUAGCAGUAAAAUUAUAUAUUUCCCAAUUGAGAAGAUUUAGAAACUACUACAAUUACUCAACUAUAACUUAUUUAUUGAGAAACUACUACAAUUACUCAACUAUAACUUAUUUAUUGCUCAGUUUCCUCAAAGCACAGGUGACGUACAUACUUUAUUGUUACAAAAAAAAAAAAAAAAAAAAAAAAAUUCCAGUAUGAUGAAUUAAAUCCGUAUAAUGUCUGUCAAAGAUAUACUUCAAUCUCUGCAUAGAAUUUUCAAAAACCUCAAUUAUCCUGCAAGACGGGCAAUACAGCUGCCUAAUGCAUGGAUCUGCAUGGUCAGAGCCCGCGUAUCAUUACAGUUUGUAAGAGACCAUUCCCAGAGACUAUUGUAUGUACUUUGGAUCGAUCUAUCUUCAAGGGGGUUAAUUCUCACUAAAUUGCUAUCAACUUAAGCAGCUUAGGUGUCUCAGAUGCCCACUGAAGCUGGUAGAGGGUAAUUAAUUAUCGUUUAGCAGCUUCAGUUGGCGUGCCAGACAUAAGGCUGUUUAAG
Lingula anatina is the source of this 2807-nucleotide messenger RNA. Its product is annotated as peroxisome assembly protein 26. The record is from RefSeq and is a predicted model, not a curated record. Gene Ontology annotation, molecular function: protein-containing complex binding; ATPase binding. Gene Ontology annotation, biological process: protein import into peroxisome matrix; protein import into peroxisome membrane. Lineage: Eukaryota; Metazoa; Brachiopoda; Lingulata; Lingulida; Lingulidae. Gene Ontology annotation, cellular component: peroxisomal membrane; peroxisome.